This is a messenger RNA of Cryptosporidium muris RN66, 1014 nucleotides long. RefSeq lists its product as uncharacterized. The coding region runs from base 1 to 1014 and encodes 337 amino acids. Gene Ontology annotation, molecular function: protein binding. The transcript has 2 exons. The record is from RefSeq and is a predicted model, not a curated record. Lineage: Eukaryota; Apicomplexa; Conoidasida; Eucoccidiorida; Cryptosporidiidae.
AUGAAUAACUUAAGUAUUUUAAGUUCCAUAGAGUGUUUGUAUCCUACUGAUUGUCUGGCUUUAAAUAAGGAUGAGGAGAUCUUAGCUGUUGGAAUGUAUAAUUUGGAUGGAUCAAAUAAAGAAAGAAUUGGUGGAAUAUCACUUUAUAAUACUAAAGAUCUGAUACAAAAAAAAGGUACAUAUUCAAAUAUCUUUAUUAAUACUGGGACAGGUGUUUUAAAUUGCAUGUGGGAUAAGAGUACUCUACAAGGAAUAGGCUUGGUUUGUAUUUGUUCUGAUAGAACUCUUAGACUCUACAAAUAUGGAAAUAAUAAUUUAUUUAAUCUUGCAUCAAAGAUUGAGACUGGGGAGUGUCCUAAUAGUUCUGUAAUAGGAUUAGAUAUGGAUAUAUUAGACCAAAAAGAUAUAAGACGAGCAUGUUUUAGUUUAUCUGAUGGAAGAGUUUGUAUUGUUAAAGAUAUGACAUAUUUAGAAAGAGAAUUUAAUGCUCAUAAUAAAUCUGAGGUAUGGACUCUUUCAUUUAUUAAAAGUGAAAAUAUAAUUGCAACAGGUGCAGAUGAUUGUAUUUUAGCAAUAUGGGAUAUACGAUGUAAUUUUACUUCUUCUAUUGCAAAAAAUACAAGUCAUAAUAUGGGUAUUACUUGUAUUACCCCAUCAUGUAAUGAAACUUCAUUUUGGACAGGAUCAUACGAUGAGUAUAUUAGAUAUUGGGAUAUAAGAAAAUUGGAUAAUGCAAUAUAUGAAUAUAAGAUGAAUUGUGGGAUUUGGAGAAUAAAGGUAUUUGGCAAUUUCAUAAGUUUAGCAGAAUGUCAUUAUGGAUUUGAUGUUUUAUCCAAGGAUGAAAAUAAUGAGAUCCGUGAUUUAUAUGCUUCAUUAGAGAAUUUAAGUCCAUUAAGCCCAUCACAUACUUCUAUUGUAUAUGGUAUUGAAAUGUUUAAUAGAGAUAAUACUACAUUUGGAAUGUCAUGUAGUUUUUAUGAUAAAACUCUUUUAACUUGGAGGCUUGGUAAUUAG